UUAGCGGCGGAGGCAGCCACAGUCGUAGCUAGCAGGCUGUCAAUCAGGAAUUAAAGACGUUUUUUUUGCUGUUAUUUCACUUUUAACAAACGUAUUUUCCAUAAUUUAACUACUUCUCAGCACAGGCGACGCAGACUGGAUUGGCUGCAUUUCAAUGGAGACGCUGUCAAAAACACUCGGUGCUGAUACUACGCAGCGGAAGGAGCUCUGUCCACCGCCAGCAGCCCCCAGUGGAGUCGUAUCUGACAGCCUUUCACUCCCAUCUUACAAGGACUACCCUUCUCACCGUCCCUCCAUUCACACACAUUUGUAUCACGCACACCAAACACGCUCACGUCAGUCUUGUCCACCAUCAUCUCCCACAAAGGCAUUCCCAGAGACCAGCAGUGCAGAGAUAUUAUCUGCCUUGAGGAACCUCCAGAAGAAGAUCAGGAUGUUGGAGUUGGAGAAAGGACACGUGAAGCGCAGCCUGCACACUGCGGGGAAAGAUGCAUCACACACACGUCUGCAGACUGAUGACGUCACGCGGAACCUCUCAAAGGAUCCCGCAGACCCAGAAAGAGGAACGAGUGCACGGUCCAACUGCAAUCAAGUGUUGAUCACCCACCUGGCUGCCGCCGAGUCUCGCUGCGUGAAGCUGGAGCGACAGCUGGACCACGUGAGGAGGAUGCUGCGCGGCGCCGAGGCCGACCGCGCCGGCCCGCCCAAACCGCAGGUUUCCGUGGAGACGACCAGGUCAGCCGGUCAACAGCGCGACGCGGUGUUUGAGCGCGCCCAGUCGGAGAAGCUGGAGCGGUUGGAGCGGGAGCAUCUCCGGCUGACGCGCACACAGAACAACGCCGAGAUGAAGAUUCUGGAGCUGGAGAUGAAACUACAGGAGGAGGAGCACCAGAGGAAGCUGGUCAAUCACAAGGCCAAUCAGCUGCAGACGGGCUUGGAGACCAAUCGGAUGCUGCUGCAGGCCGUGUCUCCUCUCCUCUCCAGCAGACGGCGCCAAGAGAAGACGUCGUGUUCGAAGAAACCGUCACCACAGCCGUCGUCGUCCUACACAGAGCCGCACUAUCGGCUGAGCCUCGGCGACGUGCCGUUCGUCGCUGGAACGUCGGUGGGCUGCAGCCACUCGGUCCGAGCCAACGUCCAGUCGGUCCUGUCCCUGCUGAAGCGACACCAGCCUCGCCUCUGCAACCGCCGCGUCCUCAACGCCGAGAGCCGCGAGACGGGACGCCACGGCCGUUCAGACGGCGGCUCUUCCUCCUCCUCCUCCUCCUCCUCCUCUCCCGCCGCCAGUGUGGAGGAUCUGUCGGAGCUGCUGCGAACGCUACAGGAGGAGCAACGCCUCAUGAGCUCGGAGCAGGACGAGCUGAGGAGGCGGCUGGAGGCCGGCGUGUCCGACCGGGAGAGAAGAGAACUUCAGAGGGAGGAGGAGAGGCUGCUGCUGAAGAUGGAGAGGAAAGGAGAACAGAUUAAUACGCUCUACAAACACAAAAUACACAUGAAGAAGUUUUUAAGAAAGGAAGCUCAUUCCAGGCGGAGCGGCGGCGGCGAGGCGAGGGUGACUUCUACGACGUCCACUAGAGGGCGCUGUGCUGCCGCGCAGGUCAAAGUUCGACCCGGAGAGAGAAGCAAGGGGAACCUGAGGCUGCUGAGGGACAUGAGGGCUCUGCAGACCUCACUAGGGACCUGAACCACGGUCACCGGGCCGUUCCUGGCCGAGCCGAGGCAUGAUCGGCACAGCUACUGUGUAUUUUUAUUAUUCUAUGUUUGUCGGGUAUAGAUGAUCCAUUGGGGAAAAUACUUUUUUUGGUUUACUGUAUUGGGAAAAAGUAACACUUCUAAACAGGCUGCUUAAACAAGACCUCCAUGUUCUCUAGUUAGUCUGGUGAGUCGAAGGUCCUUCCAGAAUAUUUUGGAGAAAAUGAGGGCUCGAAAUGAUAAUUGACUUGUUCUUUAUUAAUAUUGCUUUAAACCUGGGCCUAGACUUUACUUUAUAUUAAAGUACUUUACCAGAAGGAGGCAUGAGGCUUCAGAGGGACAAUGUGGCGAUGUUAACAAAUUAUUCUUUACUUUAUUAUGAAAGAAAGAAUUUAGAAGAAUUGGGUUUGAGAUUUUUGUGAAGCAUGGAAAACAUUUUUUCUUUUACAAUAUUGAACAAGCUGGACUUCUCUGAGUCUUAUAAAAUAAAAUAAAAUAAUAUUUUUUCUUUAAAUGUGGAAGCUACAUUCCUGGGUUGCUUGAUAGUUACAGAUUCUCACGCUUACAUAUUUAUGAACUGGAUGCAGCAGCAGCAUCCAUGGUUUGAAUAAACGGCAGCGAUGGUAUUUAUUUAUUUUAUAUUUCUGCAAUUUGAUUAUAUUUGUGCUGUAUUUGUUUUUGUUUUUUUAAACUGAGCCCUGUUGAUGUCAUUGCAGACUCAAUAUGUGGCACUCAUGCGUUGUGUGUUAUGAUCAUAUCUUUUGUAUAAUUUCUUCAAAAAUAUGUAUAAUUAUUAUUAUUUUUUGACCAUGGGUAAAUCUCGAGUGAAAACGUAUUUCUUUAAGGAAUAAAGUAUUUGUGUUUGCUUAUGACUACAGCGCUGUGUUUUUUCCAUGGACCGCCGCCAUUGUAUGCAUAUAUAUACAGGACUGUCUCAGAAAAUUAGAAUAUUGUGAUAAAGUUCUUUAUUUUCUGUAAUGCAAUUAAAAAAACAAAAAUGUCA
Molecule: messenger RNA, 2695 nt
Organism: Pseudoliparis swirei
Lineage: Eukaryota; Metazoa; Chordata; Actinopteri; Perciformes; Liparidae
Gene: cep57
Product: centrosomal protein 57
Exons: 11
Coding region: 155-1684 (509 amino acids)
Cellular component (GO): centrosome
Molecular function (GO): identical protein binding; microtubule binding; gamma-tubulin binding
Source: RefSeq, a predicted model, not a curated record